AUGCUUUCCUUGCUCAAGCUUCAUCUUCUGGUUGCCAUCCUGGCCGUGGUCCCUGUCUUCGCGGCCUACCCUAAUCCAGAAGUUUGCGCUGGCGCAUGCUGGGCUCACGAUCCCGCCCUUAUUCGUCGUGACUCGGAUGGUCUUUACUUCAAGUUCAAUACUGCUGGUAAUGUCGAGAUUGCCACCUCGACCUCGUUGAAUGGACCAUGGACCUUGCAAGGAUUUGUCUUCACUGCUGGAAGCUCCCUCGACAACCCCGGGAACAAGGACCUGUGGGCCCCGGACGUCAGUCUCGUUAACGGCGUUUACCACAUGUACUACUCCGCCUCUACCUUCGGAUCACAAGUCAGUGCGAUUGGACUUGCCACCUCUCCAUCCAUGGAUCCAGGAACCUGGACCGACAGAGGAGCUGUCGGAAUCGCUUCGAAACCAGGAAAGCCUUACAACGCUAUCGACGCUAACUUGAUUCCGGUCGGCUCCGAAUACUACAUGAACUUUGGAUCUUUCUGGGGCAACAUCUACCAAGUCAAGUUAAAUGAUGCCGCUACCAAGACCGCUCGAGAUAGCGCCUACCAAUUGCAAUACGACUCGAGGAACGGAUCCCCAUCCGAGGGUGCGUACAUGUUCUACUACUCCGGCUACUACUACCUGACUUGGUCGCUGGGUAUCUGCUGCGGUUACGAUGCCAAAAAACCUGCCAAAGGCAUGGAAUACAAAAUCAUGAUGUGCCGCAGCUCCCACCACGAUGGUGACUUUAUCGACAAGGACGGAAAGGAUUGUACUGCCAACGGAGGUUCGCCUCUCCUCGAGUCCCACAACACUAUAUACGGGCCCGGUGGGCAGGGUGUUUUUAACGACCCGUCCAAGGGAUUGAUUCUGUACUAUCAUUACGCUGAAACUACUAAAGGGCUGGGGGAUGGUCAGUACCUGUUUGGAUGGAACGCGCUUAAGUGGUCAGGUGGCUGGCCUUACGUGUAA
This is a messenger RNA of Drepanopeziza brunnea f. sp. 'multigermtubi' MB_m1, 978 nucleotides long. RefSeq lists its product as uncharacterized. The record is from RefSeq and is a predicted model, not a curated record. NCBI's taxonomy places the organism in Eukaryota, Fungi, Ascomycota, Leotiomycetes, Helotiales, Drepanopezizaceae. Gene Ontology annotation, biological process: carbohydrate metabolic process. Gene Ontology annotation, molecular function: arabinan endo-1,5-alpha-L-arabinosidase activity.